UUUUUCCUUUUGUAUUCUUCUGAUAAAUAAAUUAAAUAAUCAUAAUUACAUUAGUUUUGGUGCUUAAAUUUUUAGCAGCAUUUAUACUUAACGCAUAAUUCAAAACAGCUGGUGCAAUGGACAAGCUACGUCGUGUUUUAAGUGGCGAGGACCGCACGCCGGAGGAAGAGAGCAGCAUCAUUACACAGAUGAAUGAUAUGUCAACCCUAAGCUGGAGCACCCGUAUCAAAGCCUUCUGCAUAUGUUUUGUAUUGGGCAUGGUGUUGUCCUUUCUGGGCUCGAUUGCCCUGUUUCUGCAUCGCGGCAUUGUUGUCUUUGCCGUUUUCUACACGAUUGGCAACCUGGUGUCUAUGGCCAGCACGUGCUUUCUCAUGGGUCCCAUUAAGCAGAUCAAGAAAAUGUUUGCCGAAACUCGGCUGAUCGCCACCAGCAUCGUGAUUGUUUCCAUUGUCAUGACAUUCGUGUCAGCUAUUGUGUUAAAAAAGGCCGGCCUCACGCUUAUAUUCAUAAUCAUACAAUCCCUGGCAAUGACCUGGUAUUCACUCUCGUAUAUACCCUACGCACGAGAUGCGGUCAGAAACACAGUUUCGGCAUGCUUUGAGGUUUAGUCUAUAGUAUUUUGUACAGUACGUUUCAGUAAUAUUCUUUGAAAACAAUGUAAUAUGUAAUAUUAAUUAUUUACUUAUAUAGCUCUUAAGUUUCUUACGUGGACAAUUAAAAAAUUGUAUUAAUCUA
Messenger RNA from Drosophila montana, 735 nucleotides. RefSeq names its product vesicle transport protein SFT2A. The record is from RefSeq and is a predicted model, not a curated record. Gene Ontology annotation, cellular component: membrane. The transcript has 4 exons. The coding region runs from base 117 to 608 and encodes 163 amino acids. Gene Ontology annotation, biological process: vesicle-mediated transport. NCBI's taxonomy places the organism in Eukaryota, Metazoa, Arthropoda, Insecta, Diptera, Drosophilidae.